This is a messenger RNA of Fusarium falciforme, 1818 nucleotides long. Its product is annotated as AA-permease domain-containing protein. Gene Ontology annotation, cellular component: membrane. The record is from RefSeq and is a predicted model, not a curated record. Bases 1 to 1818 code for a protein of 605 amino acids. Gene Ontology annotation, molecular function: amino acid transmembrane transporter activity. Lineage: Eukaryota; Fungi; Ascomycota; Sordariomycetes; Hypocreales; Nectriaceae. The transcript has 4 exons. Gene Ontology annotation, biological process: amino acid transmembrane transport.
AUGACGCCGCAACCCGACGUUGAGCGCAGCAGCCUCAAGAUGAAGGAGGAGUCGCUCGCGCCGGGGAGCUCAUUCAGCAUGCGCGAACCCGACUACGAUGACGAUGCGCCGCCGCGGUACUGGGACCGCUUCGUCGAUGGCUUCAAGCGCGACCGCAGUUCCUCCUUCUUUACGGCCGACCCGUUGAGUCAGCUCGAGGGUGGCGCUGGCGGGAGGGUUCACGAUGGCGUCCACUACUACGAUAUACAGUCUGCCAUGCUGGAGACAGCCAACUCGGGCCUUGCGCGCAAACUCAAGGGCAGGCAUUUGCAGAUGAUUGCUAUUGGAGGGUCCAUUGGUACUGGCCUCUUUGUCGCUUCUGGAAAAGCUCUAGCAGCUGGCGGUCCUGCAUCGCUGUUGCUAGCAUUUUCAAUAGUUGGCACCAUGCUAUUCUGUACAUGCCAGGCUUUGGGAGAACUCGCCGUCAUCUUCCCAAUUGCUGGUUCUUUUUCAGCCUGGGCAACUCGAUUCCUUGAUCCUUCAUGGGGAUUCGCCAUGGGCUGGAACUAUGCCAUGCAGUGGCUGAUCGUGCUGCCGCUAGAAAUCAUCGCCGCCUCCCUCACCCUCUCAUACUGGGAUGAAAGCUUAACUCGCGCCAUUUUCGUCUCAGUAUUUCUUAUCGUCAUCAUUUUCAUCAACAUGUUUGGCGUCAAGGGCUACGGUGAGGCUGAGUUUAUCUUUUCCAUCAUCAAAGUCAUCGCUGUCAUUGGCUUCAUCCUGCUCGGAAUCAUUCUCAACUGCGGCGGCACACCAGAUAGCGGUUACAUCGGCGGCAGGUACUGGCAGAACCCUGGCGCCUUUAAUAAUGGUUUCAAAGGCAUGUGUAGUGUCUUUGUUACGGCGGCUUUUGCCUUUGCUGGGACUGAGCUUAUUGGUCUCGCUGCCGCCGAGACUGCUAACCCGCGCAAGUCUUUGCCAACCGCCCUCAAGCAGGUGUUUUGGAGAAUCACGCUCUUCUAUAUCGUCGCCUUGACAUUGGUCGGGCUCCUGGUUCGAUACGAUGACCCUCGCCUGGUCGGUGGUGAAAGCGAUGCAGACGCAAAGGCCUCCCCUUUUGUUAUCGCCAUUGAGGAAGCGGGUAUCCAGGUCCUGCCCUCGAUCAUGAACGCCGUCAUCAUGAUUGCCGUACUAUCAGUUGGAAACUCGGCCGUCUUUGGUUCCUCACGUACACUCGCCGCCCUCGCGAACCUCAACCAAGCGCCCAAGAUUCUCGGUUACGUCGACCGCAAGGGCCGACCACUCGUCGCUAUAGCCAUCGCCGCAGCUUUUGGCCUCAUCGCCUUUCUCGCCGAUCUCCCUGAGCAGGGUGCUGUCCUCGACUGGCUCAUGUCCAUCUCAGGACUCUCCACCAUCAUCACCUGGGGCUCUAUCUGCGUCUGUCACAUCCGCUUCCGCCGCGCCUGGGCAGCCCGUGGGCGCUCUGUCUCGGAGCUCCCCUUUCAGUCUCAGGUUGGUGUUGCCGGCUCCUACUUGGGCAUCAUUCUCAACGUCCUCGUGAUUGUCGCCCAGUUCUGGGUCGGCGCCUUUCCUAUCGGCUGGAAGGAGGAUUCGAGCGCUGAGAUCGCCAGCAACUUCUUUCACAAGUGGGUGGGCGCACCCUGCGUUCUCAUCUUCUUCAUCGGCCACAAGCUGUACUAUCGCACCACCUUUGUCACCAUCCAGGACAUGGACGUCGACACGGGUCGUCGCGACUUCAACGUUCCCAUCUUGGUCGCUCAAGAACGCGAGGAACGUGCGAGCUGGCCGGCAUGGAAGAAGUACUACAAGUUUUUGUGCUAG